Messenger RNA from Cannabis sativa, 1659 nucleotides. Its product is annotated as 2-oxoglutarate-dependent dioxygenase 19. The record is from RefSeq and is a predicted model, not a curated record. NCBI's taxonomy places the organism in Eukaryota, Viridiplantae, Streptophyta, Magnoliopsida, Rosales, Cannabaceae. Bases 278 to 1378 code for a protein of 366 amino acids. The transcript is spliced from 4 exons.
GUGGGUCCGACUGGUUUAGUGGUUUACACUACAGAGAAGAAAUUACCUUAUUUUACUUUUAGUAAAAAAAACUCCACCUAUAGUCUGUUUUGGAGACUUAGCAUUCUACUAAUUAUACACAUUAAUUAUAUUCAUCAUCAAUCAUGAUUCAUGUACGUACAUCUCUUUAAAUAUAGAAACCUAUAGCUUUCUACUCUCUCAACCAUAACCAUAAUUUUGUCUCUCUCUCUCUCUCUCUCUCUCUGUCUCUUUAAUAUAUUUUUGUAUAGUUUUUUCAAUGGCUUCAUUAAAGCAGAGCUGUGAUGAUGAUAAUAUUGGAUCAAUUACCAACGGUAUCAAAGCAUUGGUAGAAUCAAGAGAUGUUAGAUCAGUUCCUUCAGAAUACACAUUUAUUAGGAACCCCAAUGAAGAUCAUGAAGCUGACUUGAAUGAUCCUGACCAUUCAAUUCCCAUCAUUGAUUUCUCACUCCUCACCUCUGACUCACCUCAACAACGUUCCAAGAUUCUUCAUGACCUCCAAAAAGCUUGCCAGGAAUGGGGGUUCUUCUUGCUGAUUAACCAUGGUGUGGGGGAGAGUUUAAUGAAGAGAAUGAUAGAGAUGUGUAGAGACUUUUUCAAUAUGCCGGCUGAGGAAAAGCCAGAAAUAAUAAGUAAUAACAAAGGAGCCAAAAGAAGUGUUUUAGAGCCCAUUAUGUACGGCACUAGUUUUAAUGUUGCUAUUGAUAAAGUUUUGCUAUGGAGGGACUUUAUUAAGGUUAUAUCUCAUCCUCAUUUCAAUUCCCCUCACAACCCACAAGGCUUCAGGGAGACUGCUUUAGAGUUCAGUACAAGAACAAGAGAAGUAGCAAGCAAAGUAGUAAAAGCAAUAUCAGAGACAUUAGGACUAGAAGAGGAUUGCAUUUCAAAGGCAAUGAAUUGGGAUGAAGGCUUACAACUCUUGGCUGCCAACUACUAUCCAGCUUGCCCAGAGCCCGAUCGAGCCAUCGGAAUCCCACCUCAUACAGACCAUGGCCUUGUCACUCUUCUAAUCCAAAAUGAGAUGAGUGGUCUUCAAGUUCAACACAAAGGCCAAUGGGUCAUGUUGGAAGCCAUAACUAAUGCCUUUGUUGUUAACCUUGGUGAUCAAAUGCAGGUGGUGACCAAUGGUAAAUACAAGAGUGUACGGCAUAGAGCUGUGGUGAACAACACGAAGACAAGGAUCUCCAUAGCAGUGCCACAUGGACCGUCGGUGGACACGGUGGUUGUGCCAUUGCCGGAGCUAUUAGAGAAGGAAGGCCAAUCUCCGGUGUACUCUGGCAUGUCGUACAAAGACUACAUAGAACUUCAGCAAAGUAGCAAGUGCUACAUGAAAUCCUCCAUUGAUAUGAUAACGAUAUAAAAUAUGUACUAUAAACUAUUAUAAUGUGUUUUGUUUAGUGAUUAUGUUGAUGGCCACUUUGAUCCAUACUCAAAUAUUUUGUUAGUAUUUGUGUUGUAAUUUCCUUUAAGGCUUCCUGGCAUUAUUGAUAUGUUAAAGGUCAAUACAUCAUUUUAUGUAUGUGUUUUAUGUGUUGUCAAUGUCAAUUAAAUAUGAGUUUUAGGCCAUUUGGCCUUUCUUAAUUGUUAUGUAAUGAAUGGUUACAUAUGUAUUAUGUAAUAUGUGCUUAAUUUAUCGAUCAA